AGGCUUAGCUAAGAACGCACUCCUAGCUGCUCUCCGCUGCAACAUCGCCCCUGGAUCAAACAGCAAGAGCACCCCGAAGAUUCGGAGGCAAGAAAGUGGCCACAAGUCCACAAGGGGAGAAGCCAGGCCCGGCAUCUGCCUGCCACGGGCACGCCAGAACAGCACAAGGCAGCCAGCAUCUCCAGACAGGAUUAAAGUGGAUUCUAUAGGAAGACUUUGGGGGUGGGGGGACGAUGGAUCUGCUGGCAUCUUCCCAACCUCACUGGAGCCCAGCCACUCCGACGGGGUAGUUGGGCAUUCAGCCCCCUGCAUCUGGAGGGAUAGAGCUGUAUAAUUUUGGGGAAAGAUCCAGAUAAUUUUUAAGGAAACAAGAGGUAUACUUUUAAAAGAAUCUCCCCCCUCCCCACCGCCAGCAAGAGAAAGGCUUUGGAUUUUUGUCUGUGUGGGUUUUGCUUUUAUCCUCAAGAUUUCUGUCCUGCUUGCAAUGGAGUGGCAGAUUCCCUACCUGAGGAGGAUCAGCGCAGCAGGGAUCCCGUGGGAAGCCAGGAAAGCUCUAAGGAUUCCGACUUGCUUGGGACUUACAGGGAGAACGAGGGAUGGGAACGGAUCUUUGCAGUGACAGGUAGGAAUGCAGAGAGAUUCUUCCUUCCACUGCAGAACAUGAAAGACAUGCUUUGGUGGCUGGCCCUGGCACUGAUUACAGGAAUCGACUCUAUUGACCAGUCUAGCUGUGAGAUACAAAACAACAACAUGCCUGGAUUCGCAAGCUGAGACAAACGUGUUCCAUUCUACAUCUGCGUGAACUUCGGCUUGGAUCUACUUGGCUCAAAUAGUAAACAAUUCAGAGUCUUCUCCAUAGCAGCAGUAUUUGGAGACGGGCAAGGCUGAGAGCCCAAAGGAGUCAAAAGGCCCUUCACCCACCCUGCCCCUUGACUCAGGGAUGAGUACGGUCAGAGUCAACCCUUACAGCAUAGUAUCUUCUGAAGAAGAGGGAUUGACGUUAACCACCAUGCCUGGAGUUAACGGCUUUGGCAAUGGUAAGAUCCACACAAGGAGAAAAUGCCGGAACCGGUUUGUGAAGAAGAAUGGCCAAUGCAACGUUGAAUUUACAAAUAUGGAUGAUAAGCCUCAGCGGUAUAUCGCAGACAUGUUCACGACAUGUGUGGACAUCCGUUGGAGGUAUAUGUUGCUGCUCUUCUCCCUUGCCUUCCUGGUGUCUUGGCUGUUGUUUGGUCUAAUUUUUUGGCUCAUUGCACUUGUACAUGGAGAUAUAGAGAAACCCACGCAGGACGAAACUUUCACGCCUUGCCUCCUUCAAGUGAACGGCUUCGUGGCUGCUUUCCUGUUCUCCAUCGAGACUCAGACGACGAUAGGCUACGGGUUCCGUUGCGUGACAGAGGAGUGCCCGCUUGCUGUCUUCAUGGUAGUCCUCCAGUCCAUCAUAGGGUGUAUCAUCGACUCUUUCAUGAUCGGUGCAAUCAUGGCUAAAAUGGCUAGACCCAAGAAAAGGGCCGAAACCCUACUCUUUAGCCAUCAUGCCAUUGUGGCCAUGAGAGAUGGAAAACUUUGCCUGAUGUGGCGAGUAGGUAAUCUUCGUAAGAGCCACAUAGUUGAAGCUCACGUCAGGGCCCAGCUCAUCAAGUCCAGGAUCACUGAAGAGGGGGAAUAUAUCCCACUUGACCAAAUAGACAUUGAUGUUGGGUUCGAUAAAGGCUUGGACCGCAUUUUCUUGGUGUCCCCUCUCACUAUCCUUCACGAAAUCAACGAAGAAAGCCCGUUGUUUGGGAUCAGCCGGCAGGAUUUGGAGACCGACGACUUUGAAAUUGUGGUUAUUCUUGAGGGGAUGGUGGAAGCCACUGCCAUGACAACACAGGCCCGGAGCUCGUACUUGUCCAGUGAGAUUCUGUGGGGCCAUCGCUUUGAGCCUGUCUUGUUUGAGGAGAAAAACCAAUACAAAGUUGACUACUCGCACUUCCAUAAGACCUACGAGGUCCCAUCUACCCCGUGCUGCAGUGCCAAGGACUUGAUCGAGAAUAAAUUCCUCCUCCCAAGCACCAACUCCUUCUGCUAUGAGAAUGAGCUCGCCUUCAUGAGCCGUGACGAGGAGGAGGAGGACGACGAUGACGACGACAGCAGAGGUUUGGACGGUCCGAGCUCAGACAACCAGCCUGAAUUUGACAGACUUCAGGCCACAGUAGGCCUGGAUCAAAGGUCAUACAGAAGGGAAUCAGAAAUAUGACCCGCAGCCCACUAACUCUUUUGAGGGUGUCUUUUCCUCUGGUUUCUUCCCCUACUAAAAACCCAACUCAAAUUAUGCAGAACAAUGCAAGUGCCAUAGGAAUGCCUGAGAAUUAGUAUGGUUUGUAGGUCUUUUUUUUUUUUUUAAUUGCAAUAACCACUGAACAGCCUGGGCUGGAAGUCCACAAGAGGCCUCAAAGUGUUGUGAACAUCCAGUGUUAAUAAAGCUGCUUAGGGAC
Molecule: messenger RNA, 2477 nt
Organism: Hemicordylus capensis (graceful crag lizard)
Lineage: Eukaryota; Metazoa; Chordata; Lepidosauria; Squamata; Cordylidae
Product: ATP-sensitive inward rectifier potassium channel 12
Exons: 4
Coding region: 941-2239 (432 amino acids)
Biological process (GO): regulation of monoatomic ion transmembrane transport; potassium ion import across plasma membrane
Cellular component (GO): plasma membrane
Molecular function (GO): inward rectifier potassium channel activity
Source: RefSeq, a predicted model, not a curated record